AUGUCGAGCAGGCAAGUUCAGCAGUCGUUGCAGGAUAUUCUGGGGUAUACGGAUCGAGAAGAGGUUGAUUGGGGGAAAGGUUACUUGAAGAAGUUGGUUACUACGACUACCACGUUGUACAAUACAUCUGCGAGCAAGAUAGUACUUACUCCAGAUGAGGAAGUGGCUCGUUGUCACAUAUGUGCUGUUCUUGCAGCGGAGAGGUUAGCGGAGAAGCAUAUGCCUGAUCUGAAAUACUAUACGGAUAAGAUACCCUUGCAACCCAGUAGGGUGAACAAUCUUAUGGGAUACUUUAAGCAGAAUUUGUUUAAUAUGUCCCCUGUAAAGGAUAUGAGUUGGACACCGAGUCCGAUGAAGAGAAGAACAAGGUCACCUGUGAAGAAUAACGAUCGAUUCACAGCGCAAGACCCACAAUCGUUGAAGAAACAGCUGUUUGGUACACCUACAAAGAGCACGGGAUCUCCAUCACCGUUUGUAGUACCACAAUCUCCGGAUAAAAGUAAUAGUAACAGUCCUCGGAAAAUUAGAAGGAAAUUGGCUUUUGAAGAAGAUGACGAUGAAGCCGAUGAGUCAGUAGUACCAAGCAAUGACUCAAGGUCUAACUCAAACAAUAACUUAAGAGAAGAUUCUGAGACACCAAGCGUUAUAGAUAGCUCUUCAACAGCUCCUGUGUUUGGUAAUGUCGCCAUAACAACACCAAGUAAGAGGGUACUUGAUGAAGAUUAUAAAGAAGAUGAUGAAUCUCGUGAAUCAUCAGUGCAAACAGAAUCCAGUCCAAGAAAGAGGCGAUUAGAAUCUCCAAGAAAGAAAAAUUUAUUAUCAUUGUUGGAAAAGAGGCACGUAAAUAUUUCUGCUGCAGAUAUUAUUAAGAUCUGCAACACAUUCGAGUUACCAAAAGACGUUGCAUUCCAUGUCUUAGAAGAGUAUUAUGCAAGAUCUUCUUUCCUUACCUACUCCUGGCAACUCGUUGCUGGUCUAGUCAUAAAUUGUGUAUUUAUAGUAUUCAAUGAGAGAAGGCGAAAGGACCCAAGGAUAGAUCAUUUGAUUCUGACAAGAAUGCAAAAAGAAAUGAAGAGUAAAGACCUUAGUGAAGUCAUAGACAGCACAAAAAUGGUCAAAGAACUUCUCGAAGGUCAACAAUGGUACCGUGAACUAGAAGUUAAAUACAACUACUUUGAUGGAGCUAGUUACAAUGAAGUAUUGGCAAAGAAGCUAGGAUCUAUGUUACAGCCUAACAACAUCCUAGCGACUGAGGAUCAAUAUAAGAAUUGGUCAAGAAGAAUAAGGGAGGAUAUUUCAAUUCGUGAGCUAUAG
Nakaseomyces glabratus is the source of this 1314-nucleotide messenger RNA. It is a transcript of the gene ORC6, whose product is annotated as origin recognition complex subunit 6. The record is from RefSeq and is a predicted model, not a curated record. Gene Ontology annotation, cellular component: nuclear origin of replication recognition complex. Gene Ontology annotation, biological process: DNA replication. Lineage: Eukaryota; Fungi; Ascomycota; Saccharomycetes; Saccharomycetales; Saccharomycetaceae. Gene Ontology annotation, molecular function: DNA binding.